This is a messenger RNA of Ceutorhynchus assimilis (cabbage seed weevil), 948 nucleotides long. NCBI's taxonomy places the organism in Eukaryota, Metazoa, Arthropoda, Insecta, Coleoptera, Curculionidae. The record is from the annotation of a GenBank genome assembly.
UUCUGUUGACUUUUGUAUUUUGACGCGCUGGAGCUUGAUGAUGACUUGGAAAAUGAAAUAGUGAUCAAUUCGCGUUCAUGAGGAGAAGGUCGUUUCUAGGACAUUUGAUUUUUUCCGUUGUUGUUUUUUGUUUUGGUGACCUUUUAAACCACUCAACUUAGAUAAAGACAAAUUUUAAUUGAUCGGAGAUAUUCGGGACACUUACCACAUCGGCUCCAAUUUCCAGCAUUUCGCCGCUAGCAGUUUCAGACAAUAAAUAUGGCUUCACAAGUCCAUCUGCCCUUUUUCACCAAAGGCACGGUCGUCAAAGGGUUCGGCCGCGGUUCAAAAGAACUCGGAAUUCCCACUGCAAAUUUUCCAGAAGACGUCGUCGAAGGCCUCAAUCUGGAAACCGGAGUCUAUUACGGUUUCGGACUAGUCGAAACGGACGACUCGCCUCGAAAGAUGGUCAUGAGCAUCGGCUGGAAUCCGUUCUACAACAAUACGCAAAAGUCGAUGGAGACUCACAUGUUGCACAAGUACGACGAGGAUUUCUACGGGAAAGAAUUGCGAGUAGUGAUUCUGGGUUAUUUGAGGCCCGAAAAGAAUUUUUCGUCGUUGAACGAGCUGAUUGAAGCGAUUAAUUUAGAUAUUAGGCAAGCGGAUUCGUUGCUUGAUAAACCAGACCUUGCCGCAUUCAAAAAUCAUCAAUUUUUUUCUUGAAUAUAUUCAUUAUUGUUUAAUAUCUUUCAACAUUCUUUAGUUUCAUUGUAUUAUGUAUUACUUAUGUGUAUAUUUUUGUUUCUUGAAUAUGUAUUAAUUUUUAAAUGAAUAGGUUUUUACAAUAAGUACUUAAUUGAAAUAAUAUUAUGUAAGUUUUAAUUAUGUGUACAUAUUUUUAUUUAUAUCUAAUAAAAGAAUAUCGAAUUAGUGUGGUAAUUUAUCAGCAAUUAAACAAUAAAAUAAUCC